This is a messenger RNA of Naegleria gruberi, 951 nucleotides long. RefSeq lists its product as uncharacterized. The transcript has a single exon. Gene Ontology annotation, molecular function: protein binding. The coding region runs from base 1 to 951 and encodes 316 amino acids. The record is from RefSeq and is a predicted model, not a curated record. NCBI's taxonomy places the organism in Eukaryota, Heterolobosea, Eutetramitea, Acrasida, Naegleriidae.
AUGCAAAAACAUGAUGACCACGAUAAUGUUGUUCUCUCUUUAAUUGAUUUCAAACCACAUUGCAAUACAAUCAGUGAUGAUAAUAAUACUGAUGAAGAAUCAUCAUUAAUUUUGAAUCGGAGGCUUGGUGAAAAAUUAAAGUAUGCUUGUAAGAAAUUUUCAUUAAAUUACGAGCAAGUUGAUAAACUUUCCAUAGGAAGUUGUGACCAUAUCUACUUUUCUCAAAUAUGCAAAGAAUAUAAUGUGUUGGUGGUGGGAAAUGAUAAAUCAUUGCUCUUUUUUGAUUUGGAAACUAGGAAACAAGUGUUUGAGUGUCGAUUUGCAACAACAAUUCGAUAUUUUACAAUUAAUAGAUAUGAUCUAUUCUUAUCUUGUCAAGAUUACAAACUGAGAAGAUACAAUUUAGAGAAGAUAAUGAACAAAGAACAGCUAUCAGACUGUUUGAUUUGGGAGAGCCCAAAGCUCAAGAAUAUUUGGGGAUUUGCAAUUCAGAAUCAAUUGAUUUAUGUUUGUGAUUUUUCUAUUAAUGGAGAGCAUUUGAAAUGUUUCGAUUAUAGUACAGGAGCUCUGAUUGAUUUGAAAAAUACACCAAAAUUGACCAAAAUAACUCACAUUACAUUUUCCCAAUAUAAUGAAAUGUUCGUUUGUGGAUACAACUUUCUGGCAAAGCUUGUGUUAAAGGAUGACAAUCAGUGGGUAUUGAAGAAAAAAGUUACAAAUUUCAAAUCUAGUAGAGGACUGUAUUCAAUAUACUAUGAAAAAUCAAGUGAGAGAAUUUUUGUAACAGAUCACUCGUUUGAAAUAAUAGUAUUCGAUAGAAAUUUAAAUCAGAUCCAUACUUUCAAGGAUAGACAUUCAAAUGAUAAGGCAUUUGCUUAUGGAAUUAAUAUUGAUGAGGAAACAGGUUAUAGUUACUUGUCUAGAUAUAGUGAUUUGAUUGUUUACAAGUAG